AUGAAAGACUUUCUUCCCUUCAUGGUCCUUGCAGUCCUUUUACUGGUGCACAGCUCCCAGGCAGUCUACAUUCAGGAUGGAGACUUGAAAUUCUCCCUUGAGUCCGUGAAGAAGCUAAAGGAGCUUAUGGAUGAGAACAGACACUUUAACCCUCACGUGGCAGUUUCAAUGGCUAGCUAUUCUCCGUGUGAUGAAAAAGAUCUCCCUGAGGAGUUUCAACAUGCAUGCAAAAGAGAAGAUGCAUCCAUGAUUUUCGAGAGGCUGUGUCUGGCUGUCCGAGAAGAAGAUUUAUGUGAAAUCUGUGCCAAUGCUGCCUGUGCUGGUUGCUUUUGA
Egretta garzetta (little egret) is the source of this 333-nucleotide messenger RNA. Its product is annotated as guanylate cyclase activator 2B-like. The record is from RefSeq and is a predicted model, not a curated record. NCBI's taxonomy places the organism in Eukaryota, Metazoa, Chordata, Aves, Pelecaniformes, Ardeidae. Bases 1 to 333 code for a protein of 110 amino acids. The transcript has 3 exons. Gene Ontology annotation, cellular component: extracellular region. Gene Ontology annotation, molecular function: guanylate cyclase activator activity.